Molecule: messenger RNA, 3763 nt
Organism: Pectinophora gossypiella (pink bollworm)
Lineage: Eukaryota; Metazoa; Arthropoda; Insecta; Lepidoptera; Gelechiidae
Product: sodium- and chloride-dependent GABA transporter ine-like
Exons: 9
Coding region: 152-2335 (727 amino acids)
Biological process (GO): glial cell growth; neurotransmitter transport; sodium ion transmembrane transport
Cellular component (GO): membrane
Molecular function (GO): osmosensor activity; neurotransmitter:sodium symporter activity
Source: RefSeq, a predicted model, not a curated record
CAAUUGCUGCGGCUUGCGAUUGACGAACCAGUUGGUCGGCCAGCCGAACCGACCUCGCGCGCGACUCGCGGCCGUCAUUAUUUCACAGUCGCGCGUCGCCUGCGACGCACGCGACUCCAUUCUUCGCGAUAUGACCCAGUGACGUGAUAGUAUGAAUAAAACCGAAGCCCCGAGAGAAGCCGCCGCGCCCAGCGUGGCGAUCCACGUGGACCACUAUGACGACCCGGACAGUGCUCAUGCAAAGCUUCUCGACCUACACUCACCAGCCCCGAUCGUAACGCCCUCUGGGCAAAUGCGAAAAGUGAAGAGUUUCACCGAUACACACAGAAUUCGCGACGUGAGUGCCGCUUCUGGUGCAGCAUCCGCGCGAUGCCUUCGCCCCUACGACCAAAUCGCCACAAAUCCUGAAGGUUCUGAGUGUGGGACCAACCAUUAUGGUGCUCCUUCUAUACGCUCCCUUGCUUCAAUCGGGAUGGGCUGUACGGAUGGCCGCAAAAUGGUUAUCAAGCGAGUGCCUACGUCGCCCACCGAACUGUUUCAUCUAGUACGUCCUCCUACGCCGCCUGAUGAGGACACGGCAUCGCAUGACAGUGAUUGUGAUGAAGAGGAAGAAGAUGCGGAGACCGAGCACCUCAAGCCUAGGAGACCCUUUUGGGCGAAUAAAAUCCAGUUCGUGCUGGCUUGCGUCGGUUACUCAGUGGGCCUCGGCAAUGUAUGGCGCUUCCCAUACUUGUGCUAUAAAAGCGGUGGAGGUGCUUUCCUCAUACCGUACUUCAUAAUACUCUUAGUAUGCGGCGUGCCCAUGCUGUUCAUGGAAUUGGCGGUGGGCCAGUACACGGCACACGGGCCCAUAGGGGCGCUUUCGCAAAUAUGUCCACUCUUUAAAGGCGCCGGCCUCGCAAGCGUGGUGAUCUCGUUUUUAAUGUCCACCUACUAUGCCGCAAUCAUCGCGUGGGCAAUUUACUAUUUCUUCACGUCGUUCAAGUCCGAAGUACCCUGGGCGAGCUGUGCCAAUCGGUGGAACACGCCGCAAUGCUGGGUGCCCUACCACAACCACACCAAGCCCAACGGCUCCCAGACACCUACGGAACAGUUCUUCGAGAAGAAGGUUCUGAGCAUGAGUGAUGGUAUUGAGUUCCCCGGUGGCAUGCGGUGGGAGCUGGCAGCUUGCUUGGUCUGUGCUUGGGUGUUAGUCUACUUCGCCCUAUGGAAAAGUAUCAAAUCUUCCGCCAAAGUCCGCUACAUCACCACUACACUUCCCUUCCUGCUGAUCAUUGUAUUCUUGGGCCGAUCACUGACGCUGGAAGGUGCCGACGUAGGUUUAAGAUUUUUCUUCAAGCCGGAUUGGGAACUGUUAAAGCAAUCGAGGCCCUGGGUGAACGCGGCGUCACAGAUCUUCAACUCGAUCGGCAUCGCGUUCGGAUCCAUGAUAAUGUUCGCCUCGUACAAUCGCUUCGACAACAACUUCCUGCACGACACGCUGGCCGUGUCGCUGGUGAACGCCGUCACCAGCCUCAUCGUCGGAAUAUUCACCUUCGCCACUAUCGGAAACAUUGCAUUCGAACAAAACACAUCAGUGAAAGACGUCAUCGCUGAUAGUCCAGGUUUGCUGUUCGUCGUGUAUCCUCAGGCUAUUGCAAAAAUGCCGGCAUCACAGUUAUGGGCCGUAUUAUUUUUCUUCAUGUUCCUUUGUCUUGGACUUAACAGUCAGUUCGCGAUUGUUGAAGUAGUGGUUACGUCAAUACAAGACGGAUUCCCUGACAUGAUACGCAAGCGGCUCGUAUACCAUGAGUUGCUGGUGCUGUUAGUUUGCGCCGUGUCUUUGGUGUGGGGUCUACCGCACAUAAUACAGAGCGGCAUAUUCCUGUUCCAACUCAUGGAUUACUAUGCUGCUUCUCUGAGCAUCACAUACCUCGCAUUCUUCGAAGUAGUCGCCAUAGCCUGGUUCUAUGGCGUCGGCAGACUAUCUCGAAAUAUCAAACAAAUGACUGGUCGUUACCCGUCGCUGUACUUUCGAGUGUGUUGGCUGAUAGCGGCGCCGGCGCUGCUGCUGGCGCUGUGGGUGGCAAGCCUGGUGGACUACACGCCACCAACUUACCGCCAAUAUGUUUACCCAGCCUGGGCACAGGUCCUCGGUUGGAUUAUAGCAUCACUCUCCCUACUUUGCAUACCAGUGUAUGCGGUCGUCGUUAUUAUUAGUUCCCCCGGGAAAACCUUGGGAGAGAGACUACGUCAUUCCAUACGCCCGGCAUCGAUAUGUGAAUGUGGUAUUAGUGGUUGUGACAUUUGCUGUUCCGAGUCUGAUCCUCCUGAAGAUAAAGUGACGAUCAACUAGUCCAUACAGUUUAAGUCAUUGGUGAAACAAAUACAAGUCGUGUCAGACACGACAAGUACUCUACCUACUUUAACGAUAUCAAUAAUAAAUAAGACAAUAAGAUAAUAGAACAAGACGUUGUACCAUCAUUAUUAUCAUUAAUUUACACUGAGGCGGAGAUCGCACUCGACCUAAAAUCAUAAUCAUGUAAUGGUGACACAGUUUUCUUCGUACUCGAGUUGUAAAUGUGCGCAGGCGGCUAAGGUGUGACUCGGACAACUUCACGCCGAUCACUCAUUAUGUAGAUUACACACAGAUAACAAGCAUUUAUAAGGAAUUUACGUGUUAAUAAACAAUGACACACUUAGCGGGUAAAAACACAUAGGUACGCGUUUUUAAUAAUCCUGUGUCUGAUACGUAACUAAUAAAUCGCGCAUCUUUUCGAUUUUGAGUGGUUAUUGAGGUACAGAUUUAAUAUAAAUACCGUGUACGAUACGAAUCUACCUACCUACGUGCUCUUAAUGGCCCAAGAGGGGUUAAAAAGCAAAAGCAAUUUGACAUUUGCGCAUACAAAUGUACACAAAUGUCAAAUAGCAAUAUUGCUUUUUUAGAUGAAUUGCUUUGAUGUGGCCUUUUUAACCCCCAAGGUCACGAAACUAUCGAAACCUUCGCAGGUUUACCACGCGGUUACCAUGUUAUUAUAGGCAUAUCAUCAAAUUCGAAUAUUUAUUGUAACUGAAAACACUUAGUUUUAAUGUUGACAUUCCAAAGUUAUAUUGCGAGACUGUUAGUGACGAUGUAUGUAUCUCGACAUAUCUGAUGGCUAUCAUUGUGUUCAUUCUGAUAUGAUUUGCGGGCCAGCCUACUAACAUUCAACUAAAAGGGCUCAGUUUUGCAUUGAUAAGAUAACAGUGUAUAAGUUAGCUUUAAAUUGGGUAUCUAUCCCCAAAUAUCUACUGAUCAAAAUCAUUUUGUUUUUAAUCCUCAAUAUUCAAUAUGUUAAAAUAUUCUAUUGCUUAUGUAAUAAGCCUAUUUAUACAGUUUCCAAAACCACAACUUGUGAUGAAAGACAUUCCAGUAGGAACUACUUUUAAGUGUAAGUGAUAAGUUGAAUAAGUAUUUAUUCUUAGAAAUUACCAUUUGAAGUGUUUAGUGUAAGAAACAUAACUGCAUCACGCCUGUAUCCCCAAAGGGGUAGGCAAAAGUGUAAAGAAUAUGCACCCACUCCUCACAAGAACAAAAUGUAAUAAAACAAACUACUGAUAUAACUACUCAAUCAAAUAUUACACUGAUGUUAAAUAAUAUACAAAGUACAAUAUCUCCAUACCAUAUCUAUUAUAACAAUGAUGAAUAAAUCUAAAUUAUGUAAAUAUUUGAAUUGUAAAUACAUAAUUGACUACUGUCACUACUAGAAUUAUAAGAAUUAAAUAAGUACACAAAGGAAACAAA